Messenger RNA from Cololabis saira (Pacific saury), 3582 nucleotides. It is a transcript of the gene ppp1r10, whose product is annotated as protein phosphatase 1, regulatory subunit 10. Lineage: Eukaryota; Metazoa; Chordata; Actinopteri; Beloniformes; Belonidae. The record is from RefSeq and is a predicted model, not a curated record. Gene Ontology annotation, molecular function: metal ion binding. Gene Ontology annotation, cellular component: nucleus. The transcript has 18 exons. Bases 643 to 3075 code for a protein of 810 amino acids.
CUCUGCUUCAAACACCCAAACUGCCUUGUUUUUAAAAAUAAAAUCCUAAUCAGCCAUGUGGAAGCAGGGGUUAUGACUUCUCCCCUCUUUGAGUCUGCAGGGGUUCGGUGUGCGAGACCAGGUCCAGACAUGUCUGAUGGAGCCAUGUCAGGGUCUUGUUAGAGGCUUUGUUUAUCCUGCUGUAGCUCCGCUGCUCCCAGCGUUGACACUAACUGCCACUUGGCUGCAAACAUGUAUCUCCAUCUGUCACCAAACUGCCUCGCUUUCCGUUCUGGUCCCUGGUGAGAGUUCCCGCUCCUUAUCAUCUAAGACCAGCCCGGGGUGUUCCUGGGGAGAUUACAGCCAGCUUUACACUGCAACAUUUCUGUCAAAACUGUUUGUGUGGUAGAGUCACGUCGUCUUAGGGGUGGGUCUCCAGUUUCUGGUCCUCCAGGUCCUUCUGGUCCUUCUGGUCCUCCAGGAUCCGUCCCCGUGGCCGGGACUAACCCAAGUGUUUGAAGCAUGCCCUCCUUCAUGCACAGGUCCAGUCACACGUGACCCGUCAUCUUCAUCAGUCACUGCGUGGGCAGGACUGUAGGCGACCCUCCUCAUCCUCCUCCUCAUCGGCAGACAGAUGCUGACAGAUGUGUUCUGUUGAGAAAGAUGGCCGGGGGCCCGGUGGACCCCAGGGAGAUUCUGAAGGGGGUGGAGGCUCUGCUGGGGAAGGACGGAGAGCUGCGGAGCCUGGAGGGAGUGCCCAAGGUGUUCAGCCUGAUGAAAGCGUCCACGAAGAUGGUCAGCAGGUGUAUGUACCUGAACAUCCUGCUGCAAACCAAGUCCCACGAUAUCCUCAACAGGUUCAUCCGAGUGGGAGGAUACCGCCUGCUGAACUCGUGGCUGACCUACUCCAAGGGCAACAACAACACCCCCCUGUUGCAGCUCAUCCUGCUGACGCUGCAGAAGCUGCCCCUGAAGGUGGACCACCUCAAACAGAACAACACAGCCAAGCUGGUGAAGCAGCUGAGCAAAACUGCAGAGACUGAAGAGGUGAGGAAGCUGGCGGCGGUGCUGGUGGACGGCUGGAUGGCUACGAUCCGCUCCCAGAGCCUCUCCAGCAGCUCUCCCGCAGAUAAGAAGAAGAAGAAGGAGGAGAGCAAAGCACCGGUGAAGGAGGUGAAGGAGAAGCCUGUAGAGGAGGAAAAGAAGAAGGAGAAGCCCAAAGCUCACGCUCCCAGCCACACCAAGUUCCGCUCCAUAGGACUGGAGAUCGAUGUUCCAAACCCCCCGCCGGUGAAGAAGCCGCCCGUUGCCCUCCAGCUUGGGGACAAGUACAACAUCAAACCCCCCCUGCUCAAGAGGCCCAGCUCCGGGCCGUCAGACAUGCCCCCUCUGGAGAAGAAGUACAAACCCUUGAACACGCCGUCAAACGCUGUCAAAGAGAUCAAAGUGAAGCUCAUUCCAGCUCCACCCAUGGAGGCCACAGGAUUCCUUGACGCCCUGAACUCUGCCCCGGUGCCUGGCAUCAAGAUCAAGAAGAAGAAAUCCAGCGCUGCUGCUGCUGCUGCUUCUCCUCCCAACGCCAAAGUCGUCUCACCAACGUCCAACAAGGCGAGUCCGUUCGACACCAAACCUGCUUCAUCGUCUACCAAACCGUCGUCUCCAGAAGCUGCAGCCUCCACCACGCCUGUGGAUGAAGGUCAGGAGGCGGAGCAGCCCGGCACCCCGGUUCCUGCGGAGGACCCAGAGGCCUCAGACAACGGCGAGAAGCCGAAUGCUCUGUCAGAACCACGAGGGGAAGAAGAAACUCUGAACAAGAAAGGAAAGAAGAAGAAGAGCGUCCACUGGGCCGAGGAGGAGCAGCUCAAACACUACUUCUACUUUGACCUGGACGAGACGGAACGAGUCAACGUCAACAAGAUCAAGGACUUCGGAGAGGCCGCCAAGCGAGAGCUGAUGAUGGACCGGCACACGUUUGAGAUGGCCCGCCGGCAUUCCCACGACGCCAUGGAGGAGAGGGUUCCCUGGACGCCGCCGAGGCCCCUGAUGCUGGCGGGGAGCCUGGUGACGUACGGAGCCAACAGCACGGAGAAACUGACCCAGAGGGACCGGGAGAUGGGGAUCCUGCAGGAGAUCUUCCUCAGCAAAGACAGCGUUCCUGACAGUCCUCAUGAACCAGAUCCUGAACCAUACGAGCCCAUGCCCCCCCGACUGAUCCCCCUGGAUGAGGACUCGUCGAUGGCGGACGACGGCUACGCUGAGCCCAUGGACACCUCCGCCCAGCCGGGCUCCGGCCAGCCUGGCGACCCCAAGCUCCCCCCUGUUCUUGCCAACCUCAUGGUCAACCUCAGCAACAGCAGCAGCUCGCGCAGCCCCCAGGCCUCCAACACCUCCACCAGCAACGCUGCUGCUCCCAGCGUCAACGUCCAGGAGCUGCUGACGUCCAUCAUGGGCGCGUCAGGAAGCCAGUCCACGGAGGAGCUGAUAAAGCAACCGGACUUCUCGGAUAAGAUCAAGCAGCUGCUGGGUUCCCUGCAGCAGAGCCAGAACCAGGGCGGACCUCCUCCAGCCGUGAAUCCGGGGCUGCUGGGACACGGGCCGCCCCCGAACAACGUCAACAUGAACAACAUGAACAACAUGAACAACAUGCACAUGCCGAUGCCCAUGAACGGAGGAUACCCCCCUAACGCCGCACCCGGGGGGCCCCGCUUCAACCACCCACCACCCCCGCACAACCACGGACCCCCCUUCAACGCAGGCGGAGGCCCCCGCAUGAUGGGGCCCCCGCCCGGCCAGGGCCGAGGAGAAAACAACGGCGGCUACUGGGGAGACGACUCCAUGAGAGGGGGGCCCCACAGGGGGGGGCACUUCCACAGAGGGGGCCGGGGGCGAGGAGGAGAGCCCGGCUUCAGGGGCCGAGGACGGGGCGGGCCCCGAGGAGGACACAACAACAUGAAUGACAUGUCCAAGAGGCCCGUGUGUCGACACUUCAUGAUGAAGGGCAGCUGCAGGUACGAGAGCAACUGUGCUUUCUACCACCCCGGCGUGAACGGACCCCCGCUGCCCCCCAGCUACUCGGGCAACCAGCACGGACACUAGGGGAGGAGCCGGCCCCUGGAGACAGCCCAGCGCUGGUCGGACUGACCCAAACACCAAACAAGUACAGGACGUUAUGAGCCCAAUGGCUGACGGGACUCUGGUGCUUUAACCGCGUCCGGUUUGAACGGUGAGACUGAAGGAGGCGCCGCAUGCGGCCGCCUCGCCUGCAGCAGCAGGAGCGCGUCACGCGACAAUCACCGAGACAGUCGGUCCUGAUCCAGAUCCGUGCGUCCACAUGGAGGCCGUGUGGUGGAGGUGACGCUCCUCUGAGGUCACCUGUAAAGUGUUUUCUGUGAAAACAGUCAUAGCUCAUCUCUGUGGGACUGUAAAAAUGUAAAGUUUCCCCAAGCUCCUCCCCCUAAUGCUAUGUUUUUGAUACCGUCGUGAACGUGGACCUCCAACGAGGGUUUUUUUUUUUUUUGUGUCAGUUUGUAUAAAGCUCUUAUUUUCAGGGUUUUUUUGUUUCUUUUUUGUAUACAGUUUUGAAUAAAUGUCCAAACAUACGUG